Molecule: messenger RNA, 987 nt
Organism: Danaus chrysippus (African queen)
Lineage: Eukaryota; Metazoa; Arthropoda; Insecta; Lepidoptera; Nymphalidae
Source: the annotation of a GenBank genome assembly
AUGAGAAAUAUUAACGCACUGCCUCAAAAACUAUGGAGUGAACGUUGUACCAAGAACUCCAUCGCGUUGAAUGACUGCAACUGGUGCUGGUGUGAUGUCAGACAGAAGUUUCAAUGUAAAGCACGGAUCUGUGAGGAGGUGGAUGUGUUCGGACAUUUUAAAGACGCCAUACGUGAUAUUGAUGUUGGAAUGGAAGGACGCGGUUCUUGGCGAUCCUCAAUGACUCCCUGCACACCCGGUGUUCAUUAUAGACGGGGAGAUGUUCUAUGUUUGUGUGAUGAAGAUGGGAAUUGGCCAAAUCCAGUCUGCAGAGACAUCUUCAGAGUUUUGCAUUCUGUGGAAAUCCAUCGGGAUACUGUUAAUCAAACUUGUACUCCUUCUAAACUAUAUCUGAUUGGUUGUAACGUUUGCUUCUGUUCAUCAUCAGGAAUUUUAGAUCCGGAAUUGUGUACAAAACAAGAAUGUCAGGAAGAUGACCCAGCGCUACCAGAAAACCGACCGAAAACCCAAACUGAUAAUGAAAAAAUUUCCGAAGUAUACGCCAAAUGCGAUUCAGACGAAACCUAUCAGCUUGGUUGUAGGAAAUGCAUUUGUCUAAAAAAUAAUAGACUUAUAUGUAAUGACUGUCCAAAUGAACAUACAGCUGUGGCAGAGAAGCCUUUAUACAGAAAGAGAAAACGCAAAAGGAGGAGAAAGAAAAUAAGAAAUACCAGAUUUGGAUUAUGUGAAGGAAAAUAUCCCAAACAGAAAUUCUCAAUCGGAUGCAGUACGUGCUUCUGCGACAAGUACUCAGGAAUAUACUGCUCAGUGAGGAAGUGUCUUAAACCUAUAAGAACUUUGAAAGCAACACUGUCUCUCUCAAAAACUGAUCCGUCUAUAGUUGUUCCAAAUGUAAAACGCGUCGAAGCGCCUAUGGACGAUGAUAUGUGUCAAGCAAACACCAGAUUUCGUAAAGAAUGCAAUGAAUGCAUUUGUCUCAAACUGUAA